AUGUUCAGAUUUCCAAAAUGCGUUCUUCAACCAAGAAGCAAAAUUUUAAUUCUAAUACUUUCCACUCUUAUGAUCUCAGUUUCAUCCAGUUUUCAUUGUAGCAGCAAUCCUUGUAUAUAUGGGAUCUGUUUAGACGAUGGCAAUAGUUCCUACUCAUGCUACUGUAUCGAUGGAUACACUGGAUUGCAUUGUGAAAUUAAUUGGGAUGACUGUUGGUCCAAUCCUUGCUUGAAUGGUGGAACAUGUAAUGAUGCUCUUGCAGCCUACAAUUGUUCUUGCACCGAAGGCUUUGUUGGUGUGAACUGUGAACAAAAAUACAGCGAGUGUUUAAACCAGCCAUGUCUCAACAAUGGCACUUGUGUUGACUACAAUGGAUUCACGUGCCAAUGUCCUGAAGGAUAUUCAGGCGAAUAUUGCGAAAUUGAUGUCUCUGUCUGCAAUGACACAAUUUGCAAAAAUGCUGGCGAAUGCAUAGAGGGUCCUGGAUUAUCAUUUUCUUGCCGGUGCAUGGAAGGAUGGACUGGACAAUUCUGUGAAGAAGAUAUUGAUGAAUGUCUUGCAUCCCCUUGUCAGAAUGGUGGACUUUGCAUCAAUCUUCCUGCCACUUACACCUGUGCUUGUUUAUUUGGUUUUACAGGAAAAGAUUGCGACAGAGUGAUAGUUCCCUGCGAGCACAAUCCUUGCCAAAACGAUGCGAUUUGUCUCUUAGAAUACAACCAACCAGUUUGUUAUUGUGUGCCUGAUUAUCAUGGAAUAUUUUGUGAAUUGAAAUAUGAUGACUGCGAAUCAAAAUUUGCAAAAUGCGAAAACGGAGGAACCUGCGUCGAUGGAAUAAAUAAUUUCACCUGUUCAUGUCCAACAGAGUUUGAUGGAGAAAUGUGCAACGAGUAUAUUGGCUUCAGUUCACCAAGUCUCAAUAGUGAAGUUUCGACUGAAUCACUCCAAACUUCAGUCGAAAGUUCAACUUCUACAGAAAAUAAUAAUAUCCAAUCUUCAACUAGUUCGACAUUUACAACAGAUUAUAGUGAAUCUAGAGAAAUUCCUCUGGAGGGUACAAUAUAUCCUAGCACAAACUUGACUACUAUUGAAAGUAGAAUAAAUUCCAGUACUCUUAGUAGUUUAAUUACUAUAGUUGAGAAUUUAACUACAGAAACUGGUAUUUUAAAUUAUACAGCUGAUAGUUUAAAUUCUAGGUCAACAGUUGCAUCACCUACAAAUGCAUCCGCUCUCAAUAGCACAUAUCCAACAACCUUAAGUCUCAGUGAAAAUCAAACCGAACAAGUUUUUCCUGAACUAACAACCGUUUUUGGAAAUUUUUCAACUCAAACUUAUACGACGGAAACUUACGAAGCUCAGAUGUUCAAUGGAAGCAGCACAAUUUUUAUUGAAGAAACCACAUUGCCCUAUGAGAUUCCGAAUGCAUCAACUGAAAUCAGCUUUUCGCCUAAACCAGUACCUACAAGUCCCAGUUUUGAAGCCACAGCUUCAUCUAAUACUUCCAGUUUUAUCACUGAUCAAUGGAAAUUAACAGAAACAUCAGCUGAUAUUACAGAGGAAAUUACUGAAAAUUUCGAAGAUAGAAUUAGUACCAGGAUUCCAAUUUCCUCUCCAGAGACGUCUUCUAGAACGAUGAUUUUAAAACCAGUAUCUGAUACUCCCUUCACUGAUACGACAAUUAGUUUAACUGGUGAUUUUUCUUCAACGCCGAUAAGCCGAGUUACGACGGAGGAAUCAUUGUAUAAAACAAGCUUUUCAACUCAAUUCGAUUUUGAAAGUACAAGUAUACGAGCAACUGAUAGAGAUCUUAUUUACAAUUGUAAUUUUCAACAAUGUGCCAAUACAACUCUUUGUUUACGAAACUUUACAGAGUGCGAUUGUAGUUAUCGAAACAACUGUAAAACAACACCAAGUAUAACGAAUGCUGCAUUUAAUGGAAAAUCUUACAUAAGACAAGAGAUUCUGAUUGGAGAAAAUGGAACUUUACAAAUUUCUCUUAGACUUAAAACAAAAACCAAAAGUGGAAUUCUAGUUCACGCUUUUUUUGACGACGAGAGAUAUGUUUUGUUGUAUAUAGAAAUGGGACAACUGAAAUUCCAGUUUUCCUGUGGUCUUCAAACCAUGCUUUUUGGAGAAAUCGAUUCACCAAUUAAUAAUGGUUUUGAUGUGGACAUUGAAAUGAGAUUUCAGUACAUAAUAGAACACAAGGCAGAUAAAUGUUCAGCCAGAUUGCUAAUAAAUGACACAAUAGCAAUGAGUGGAGAACAAGUUUUACCAUCGCACGCAACUAUGCCUCAAAAUUCAAGACUUCACUUAGGUGGAAUACCUCUUGCAUUUUCUCAUCAUUUUCCGCAAAUUGCAUUAGGAUUUGUGGGCUGCAUGAGUUUACUAAAGAUAAACGACGUUCACAGAAAUUUCGUAUCUGAUUCCCUGGAAGUGUUUCAAAUAGAUGAAUGCAGUUCAUUUUUAUGUUUAACAAACCCUUGUAGAAAUUCAGGCGCCUGUGCGGAAAUAGACGGAAAAGUUCAGUGCAAAUGUCCUCUCGGAUAUUCAGGAAAUCUUUGUGAAAGAUCUGCCUGUGACGAUAAUCCUUGUCAUUUGGGAGCAACCUGCAUAACAUAUCCAGGGACAAGUUUCAUUUGUAUUUGUCCCCUUGGAAUGCAUGGCCUGUUUUGUGAAGCAGAUAUCGCGAUUUUGCAACCAUCCUUUACAGUAUUCAUCCCUGGGUUAUCUUCCUACAUGGCUUAUGGGAUUUCUCCUUCUAUAAAGGAUGGCAUGGAAUUAAAAAUGCGAAUCGCACCUCACACGGUGGAACAAAUUUCACUAAUCGCUUAUUUAGGACAAAGCGGAUCAAGAAGAGACUUGAGCGAUCAUUUUUCGAUAACUUAUGUCCGAGGAUACAUAAUGCUAACAUGGGAUUUAGGUUCUGGAGUUCGUAGAAUAUUUACAAAUACACCAUUAAGUGUUCAAUCUCACAGAGCUCAUACAAUUCGGGCAGGAAGAAAAGGAAGAGAGGCUUGGCUUUCGAUUGACGGAAUGGGAAACGUAACUGGUCGAACUGUCGGUUCCAUGGCACGAUUAAACGUUUCACCAAUUCUUUAUAUUGGAGGUCACAAGUCGAAAAAUUUCGAGACUCUUCCGCACGAUUUGCCUCUUCACACAGGGUUUUCUGGCUGUAUAUAUGAUAUCGAGCUACGCACAGAAGAGACCGUCUUCCCAAUUACGCAAUCAAAUCCCGCAACCGGAAGAGGAAUUAGCGAAUGCCAUCGAAACGAGUGUUCCCACAAUUCAUGUAAAAAUGGUGCUGUUUGUUUAAAUCACGGACCGACAUACAGUUGCAUCUGUAUGAGGGACUGGGAAGGACCCGAUUGUUCGAAAUCUUCAGAAAUCGAUAAAUAACGAUUAAAAACCGUAAAAAAUUUAUUGAAAUCAAUUAGUUAAAUGUAGAAAUGUUUUGUUUUUUAUAUUUAAGGCUGCAUUUUAAAUAAUACUGCACUCGGAUAGUUGGUAAGCGAUUUUAUAUACCUUUACAUUUUA
Messenger RNA from Belonocnema kinseyi, 3534 nucleotides. It is a transcript of the gene eys, whose product is annotated as protein eyes shut. NCBI's taxonomy places the organism in Eukaryota, Metazoa, Arthropoda, Insecta, Hymenoptera, Cynipidae. The record is from RefSeq and is a predicted model, not a curated record. The transcript is spliced from 16 exons. Bases 1 to 3396 code for a protein of 1131 amino acids. Gene Ontology annotation, molecular function: calcium ion binding.